Messenger RNA from Eruca vesicaria subsp. sativa (arugula), 279 nucleotides. The record is from the annotation of a GenBank genome assembly. NCBI's taxonomy places the organism in Eukaryota, Viridiplantae, Streptophyta, Magnoliopsida, Brassicales, Brassicaceae.
AUGGCUAACGCGGCAUCAGGAAUGGCUGUGCAUGAUGAUUGCAAGCUCAAAUUUUUGGAACUGAAAGCCAAAAGAACUUUCCGUACCAUUGUCUACAAGAUUGAGGACAAGCAAGUGAUUGUGGAAAAACUCGGUGAGCCUGAGCAUCAUACGAUGACUUUGCAUAAAGUCUUCCGGAAAACGAAUGCCGAUAUGCCAUUUAUGAUUUCGACUUUGUCACUGAGGAGAACUGCCAAAAGAGCAAGAUUUUCUUCAUCGCAUGGUAAAAAUGUUUAUUAA